AUGCAUCUUACUACCACCGUGAACUCUGAUUCACAUCCUCCGUCAUCAGCUACCAUCACCGACAUUAGUAGUAACUUCAUCCAGGCAGUACAAGAACCAUCGUCGUAUGCAGCUUCCCAACUUAUUAGUUCUUCAUCAACAGUACCGCCCUGUUCAGUGCAGCCUCGGCAGCCACAACCGUCUACAAACAAUAACAGGCAAGCUACCAUUUCUGUUAUAUCAAAUGUUCCCUAUACUGGCCCUCUUCCGCCGACAUUCUCCCCUGCCUAUACUGUAGCAGCUCAUCACAUACCGAAUUCACCGCGUCCUCCACUUCCCCGGCUUCCAUAUAUCAACAACAGCACUCGCUUGCAAUCUCCACUAAUGCCGUCAAUUCCAUCAAAAAUGCCUCGUCCAGUGUACCCACGAUCCCCCAUGCGUCGCUCACCGAACCCUAUUCCCUUCCAGCAAAAAUCAAAAUUUCUGAUAACAUUAGCCUGA
Messenger RNA from Malaya genurostris, 480 nucleotides. RefSeq lists its product as uncharacterized. The record is from RefSeq and is a predicted model, not a curated record. The transcript is spliced from 2 exons. The coding region runs from base 1 to 480 and encodes 159 amino acids. NCBI's taxonomy places the organism in Eukaryota, Metazoa, Arthropoda, Insecta, Diptera, Culicidae.